Messenger RNA from Scophthalmus maximus (turbot), 4381 nucleotides. It is a transcript of the gene brd2b, whose product is annotated as bromodomain containing 2b. The transcript has 12 exons. Gene Ontology annotation, cellular component: chromatin; nucleus. Gene Ontology annotation, biological process: chromatin remodeling; regulation of DNA-templated transcription. NCBI's taxonomy places the organism in Eukaryota, Metazoa, Chordata, Actinopteri, Pleuronectiformes, Scophthalmidae. The record is from RefSeq and is a predicted model, not a curated record. The coding region runs from base 353 to 2779 and encodes 808 amino acids.
AAUUGAGCUCAACAGAAUUUCUUCACGCGCAAACAAAACAAGACUAAGCUGAUUAUUACAGCGAUUGAGAUUUAGGCAAAUCAAGCCAUUACAUUUAUUUUACAGAACAAUUUCUUGAUAAAUAUCCCAAAGUCUAAAACAUGUUUGAAUGAAAGUUUUAUAUUGUUAUGUGUUUACUAUGCAUUGGCUCAUGCUUUUUUCCAAACAUAAAUGUGACUGAGCCAUUCUUUGAGUUGCCUGGACUCUGACUGAUGUAGAAAAUCAGCUCACAGGCUUUGCAUGGUUUGUGUGUCAGUGGGGCAGGUGUGUGUCCUGAUCUGUGGGCUCCCUGGUCGGGUUGUCCAGAAGCGGGAUGGACCAACAUUCCAGCUCGGGCAAACGCAUUCGUAAGCCCUCCCUAUUGUAUGAGGACUUCGAGAGCCCCUCUCUGCCGCACAAUAUGACCCAGGGACCCCCCGUCCCACCGCAGCCCCCAGUCAAGGAUCCCGUCCGGCCAGGCCGAUUGACCAACCAGCUGCAGUACCUCCAGAAGACCCUGAUAAAGUCCCUUUGGAGGCACCACUUUGCUUGGCCUUUCCAUGAGCCUGUGGAUGCCUACAGGCUUAACCUACCAGAUUACCAUAAAAUUAUCAAACAGCCCAUGGACAUGGGGACCAUAAAAAAGCGUCUAGAGAACAACUUCUACCGCAGUGCCAGUGAGUGCAUACAGGACUUCAGCACAAUGUUCACCAACUGUUACAUUUACAACAAGCCGACAGACGACAUUGUGCUGAUGGCCCAGUCCCUGGAGAAGAUCUUUCUCCAGAAGGUGGCCCAGAUGCCCCAGGAGGAAGUCGAGCUUCCUCCUCCAGCUCCUCGAAACAAAAACAACAGGGGAAGAGGUCGCAAUUCCAAUGCUUCUAGGGCUCAGCAGGUGCCAGCGGUGUCACAGUCGGCCUACUCCCCUUCUUCCUCAGACACUGGGGAUUCAAUAGCCAACUCUCCCCAGACUAUGCUGACCAAAAGCCUGCCUCCAGCCAACAUCAUGGGCCUGCCCCCUACACAGCCCACAACCAAGAAGAAAGGUGUUAAAAGAAAGGCGGACACCACCACCCCCUCCACCAUGGGCUUAACCGUGGGCAUUUCAGGCGUGGGCAUGUCUGGAGCAACCCACAUGGUAGGUCUAGGGAAAGGAGGACACGGCGGCCAAGUACACGACCCCUCCAUGCACACCAUCUCCUCCAUGGGGGGCAUGAGCUUAGAUACUCCGCCUGGGAUGGGCCUCGUCAGGAGCCCCGGAGGCCCUGUCCUCCUGCAGCCAAUGAUGGCCGGCGGUGGACGCAGAGUCGGCAGCGGACGGCCCAUCAAACCCCCCAAGAAGGACCUGCCCGAUUCUGUCCAGCCUCAGGCCUUAAAGAAGAGCAAACUCAGCCCGCAGCUGAGGCACUGCAGUGGGCUGCUGAAAGACAUGUUGUCAAAGAAGCAUGCAGCGUAUGCCUGGCCGUUCUACACACCUGUGGAUGCCACUGCACUGGGACUUCAUGACUACCAUGACAUCAUCAAGUGCCCCAUGGACCUCAGCACCAUCAAGAGAAAGAUGGACUGUCGUGAAUACAGGGAUGCUCAGCAGUUUGCUAGCGACGUCCGACUCAUGUUCUCCAACUGCUACAAGUACAACCCACCCGACCACGAUGUUGUCGGCAUGGCACGGAAGCUGCAGGAUGUGUUUGAGUUCCGUUUCGCCAAGAUGCCAGACGAACCACAUAUGGAUCCUGCAACCAUGUCACUGAGCGGCCACCCGACAUCCUCUUCCUCCUCUUCUUCCUCCUCCUCUUCUUCGUCAUCUUCCUCCACCUCUGAAAAUGAGCCCAGCAGUGCGAGUGAGGAGAGCGAGAGCAGCCCCAGCUCAGACAGUGAGGAAGAGCGAGCGCAUCGCCUGGCUGAGUUACAGGAUCAGGUGUGCACACAACUGCGAGCCAUGCACGAGCAGCUGGCUGCCCUCUCUCAAGGCCCCAUGGUCAAGCCCAAGAAGAAAAAAGAGAAGAAGGACAAAAAGGAGAAGAAGAAAAAGAAGAAGGUGGAGAAGAGAAGUCGUGGUGUCAGAAGCAGAGCCGGCUCUGAGGAAUGGAAGAUGCCCGGCAAGAUACUGAAGAGCAAAUCUGCCAGAGCAGGUGGCUCACCAGUAAAGAAAAGCCAGGGCAAGAAGAGCAACAAGAACAGCAAGACCGCAAAGAAGCCAUUCUGCCCCCCAGUGCCCCCUCCCAUGUUGCCGCACUACGACUCGGAGGAAGAGGAGGAGAUCGUGCCCAUGUCCUACGAUGAGAAGCGGCAGCUGAGCCUGGACAUCAACAAGCUGCCGGGAGAGAAGCUGGGUCGCGUGGUCCACAUCAUCCAGGCCAGGGAGCCUUCGCUGAGGGACACCAACCCGGAGGAGAUUGAGAUCGACUUCGAAACGCUCAAGCCUUCGACGCUGAAAGAGCUGGAGCGCUACGUGAUGACCUGUCUGAGGAAGAAGCCCCGCAAGCCGUACGGCGAGCAAGCAGCGAAGAAAGGCGGCAUCGGCAAGUCCAAAGAGGAGCUGACUCUGGAGAAGAGGAGGGAGCUGGAGAAGAGGCUGCAAGAUGUCAGCGGACAACUGAAUUCUGUCAAGAAACCUGCGAAACCUAAAGCGGAGAAGCCCAGUGCCGUCGAGACUCAAACGCAGCCCACGCGCCUCAGCGGCAGCAGCUCCAGCUCCGACUCCAAUUCCUCGUCCUCCUCGUCGUCAUCCUCGGACACCAGCGACUCAGACUCUGGCUGAGAUCCUCAGCACCGGCUGAGAGCGAAGAACACUAAUAACUCAGGGACUUGGGCUGGCCCAAGACACAACACACCCUGAAAGUGUAGUGGGCUGAGAUAUUAGACACCAUGGCAAAAAACAACAACAACAACAACAAAAAACAUUAAAAUGUUCUGAAUGUGGGACUGAGGGAUGUGAAAUAAUGUCUCUGUGGAUCAAUAUAGAACCCAAACACUAAAUGCCUUGGUUCCCUCCUCCUCCCCUUUGUUAAUACUUGUACAAAUUUAUGUUUCUUUUAUAAAGAAGAAUUUUAUGGUGAUCCCCCAAAGAGGGAAGCGGAGUAAUAAAAAAAAGGAUGUGGAAAGACGGGCCAUACUCCAAAAUCUGCUUUGGCUGGCCCUCACGCCGUGUGAAGGAAAUGGACAAGUCUUUAUUUAUUUGUUUUUCUUCACCCACAUUUCCUCUGAUGUAACCGGAAUUUGAACCAGCAACUGUUUUGGGACACGAGCCUUUUGGCUUUUCGACCAUCUGGCCUUCUGCCACACUGCAUUUUUAGACCAACCCCAAGACUCCGCCUUAAUGAUCCAGAUUGUGAUGGUGAGAUUGAUAGGAAAAAGGAGCUGAGAGAUUCCUCGUCAUGUUCGCAGGUCUAAGAGCUGUUGAUCAGUAAAUAAAAGCAAACCCAUGUUUCCUGCCAUAUUCAGGUUAGACUUCAAAGUUGGUUUGAGUUCCAGAUAAUGUCUCUGUUAUGUUUACAUACAUUAUUCUCAUCAAGCUUCUGAGUUCUGUAUUUUUCUGCCUGUAGUUUGUGUUUUUUUUAUGAAAACAAGUUGAGAUUUAUAAUACAGUAUAGAAAUGGCUUAAAAUACUGUAAUUUCAAAGUUUGCAAGUAAGUUAUAUAUUUAUUUUGUGUUGAUUUACAUGUCUUAACUAUUCCUCCAAAAGCCCACCAGCCAUUUUUAAGACUGACUGGUCUUAUAAAACAAAUUGUACUGAAAGUACUGUCUGUCGUCAGUAUUUAAAAAAAAUAUUUCUUACUUAGUUCAGCUUUGAUAUUGUUGUCAGUAUUGCUCUUCAUCACGUCAAACAGCUAUUCGAGAAUGAAUGUUAUCAGAUUACAGAUGCAGGUUUCUAAUUCCCACAGGAGUCUCCUUAACCGGUGAAGUAUUUGCAGCCUUGCUGUGUUUAUGAAGGCGUCUGUAGCACUCGAAAAAACUCAUUGAUGGUUUCUUACAAAGAAAUCCUUUGGCUGCUCGGCACGUGCGGGAACAAACAGAGUUGACUGAACCCGCUAGAGAUGAAUAACGCCGCAAGUUUCCUACAAAGAGACGGGGAAGUCCUCAUAGUCCAAGCGUAGUUGAAGUUGUUGUUGAAUGUUCAGUGAAAGACGAUAUAAUUGUAUAUACUUAAACUGUGUUUGCAAUUGCACAAACUAUUGUAUUUCUGCUGUUCAGUCUUUGUUUUUGUUUUUUGAGAUACCUUCUCUUUAACUUGCACUUAUUUCUCAUUCCAGUAAACUGACUUCAGCAUUGCUGCCUCUGGUCAAGCAGGUGGCUGCCUCUCAGAAUCCCACUUUUCCUUUGACAACUGUGUUCAUUAAAAUAUUCACUUCUGUAGAAAGAC